AUGGAGCUUAAGGAUUUUAAAACUGGAACCUGGAACGUACGAACAUUAUAUAAACCUGGAAAUUUGACGACAGCGAUAUUGGAACUUGAACGAUAUCGGCUGGACAUUAUUGCGGUUCAAGAAAUAAGGUGGACGGGAGAAGGAAGGUUAAAAACUGGAAAUUGGACGGUGUUUCAUAGUGGUGGCGAUGAACACCAGGGUGGUGUUGGUUUCAUUGUGAAUGACAAAAUAUUACAUAGAGUUAAGAAAUUUAAGGCAGUGAAUGACAGAAUUUGUCAUAUGGAGCUGGAGUGCCGAUGGUUUAACGUGAUACUAAUUAACGGGUACGCCCCAACUGAAGACAAAGAAGAUGAAGUCAAAGAUAUUUUUUACGAAAAUUUGGAAAAUGAGUGCGACCGGAUACCGACUAACAAGGCGAAUGAAAUUAAGAAUGGAUUUAAGACAAAAGCACAUAUAAAGGAUGAAGAAGGAUUACUAAUAACGGAUAAAAAAAAGGCUGCAAACGAGUUCAGGAACAUGUUUGAAACAAUGCUGAACCAACCCACUCAAGUAGAAGUGGAAGAAAACCUCAACACGGCUGAACAGAGAUUAGACGAACCCACGUUAAAAGAAGUAGAAAGGGCAGUAAAUAUGUUGAAAAAUAUGAAAGCACCAGGGGAAGACGCAAUUGUUGCAGAACUACUGAAAGAAGGAGGAAAAUAA
Molecule: messenger RNA, 702 nt
Organism: Acyrthosiphon pisum (pea aphid)
Lineage: Eukaryota; Metazoa; Arthropoda; Insecta; Hemiptera; Aphididae
Exons: 2
Coding region: 1-702 (233 amino acids)
Biological process (GO): DNA repair
Molecular function (GO): double-stranded DNA 3'-5' DNA exonuclease activity
Source: RefSeq, a predicted model, not a curated record